AUGGAGUCAUGGAGCAGACUGUUGUCUCUGGCGGUACUGCUGCUGAUGGCUGCCGGGAAAGUAGAAUCCCAGCUGAGGCCUGACUUCUACGCCUCGACCUGUCCCGACGUUGAGUCCAUAGUGAGAGAGGAGGUGCGGAAGAAGUUCGUCCAGACCUUUGUCACCGUCCCGGCCACGCUCAGACUCUUCUUCCACGACUGCUUCGUCGAGGUACGCUUCGAUCAUCUACACAUCCCGUAGCACAUCGUUGCCACUGGGGUGCAGACCCACGAAGAUCGUAGAUACAUUUUCUUUGUGUGUGUGUGUCUGUGUGUGUGUCAGAGAGAGAGAGAUGGAGAGGGAGAGAAAAGAGAGAGAGAAGAGAGAGAGAGAGAGAGAGAGAGAGAGAGAGAGAGAGAGAGAGAGAGAGAGAGAGAGAGAGAGCUCUUACGAGUUCAACAACCCUUACGAGUAAACGUCGGAAGGUCUGAUCCCACAACCGUGAGGUUGAUUGAUCCAGAUGUCGACAAUUCGGCUCAUCCAACACGAAGAGUUCCUCAUCUGAAAUCACAUCGACGGUGAAAAAUCUCGCAGGGAUGCGACGCUUCGGUGAUAAUCGCCUCGCCAAACGGCGACGCCGAAAAGGACGCCGAUGAGAACAUCUCCCUCGCCGGAGACGGGUUCGACACAGUCGUCAAGGCCAAGACCGCCGUGGAGAGCAGAUGCCCCGGCGUAGUCUCCUGCGCUGACAUUCUCGCCCUCGCCACCAGAGACGUCGUCGUCCUCGUAAGCCGCCUCCUCCUUCCCUGCUCAUCAUCCUCCACACUCAGACCCGGGACUCGAUUCGAUUUCCGUAAUGUUUUUCCUUUUUCCAACUGGGAACCAGACCGGAGGGCCGUCGUUCGCCGUGGAAUUAGGUCGCUUGGACGGCCUGAUCUCGCAGAGAUCGCGGGUAGCAGGAAAGCUCCCCAAACCAGACCAAAGCCUCGAUGAGCUCAACGCAAUCUUCAAGCAGAAUAACCUCACUGAAACCGACGUGAUCAUCCUCUCCGGCGCUCACACCCUUGGCUUCGCCCACUGCGGGACCUUCUCCGACCGCCUCUACUCCAACCCUGAUCCCACGCUCAACGCCGACUUUGCCCGGCAACUGCAGGACGAUUGCCCACGCAACGUAGACCCGCUGGUGGCCAUCAACCUUGAUGUCAACACCCCGAGGACUUUCGACAAUGUCUUCUACAGCAACCUGGUCGAGGGAAAGGGGCUGCUAAGGUCUGACCAGGUGCUGUUCUCAGACCCACGGUCCCGGAGCAAGGUGGUGGAGUUCGCCGGCGACGCCGCCGGGUUCGGCGCCGCCUUCGCCGACGCGAUGGUCCGCCUGGGAAGGGUGGGGGUGAAGACUGGCGGCGACGGCGAGAUACGGCGGGACUGCACCGCUUUCAACUGA
Spirodela intermedia is the source of this 1423-nucleotide messenger RNA. Lineage: Eukaryota; Viridiplantae; Streptophyta; Magnoliopsida; Alismatales; Araceae. The record is from the annotation of a GenBank genome assembly.